Heterocephalus glaber (naked mole-rat) is the source of this 4338-nucleotide messenger RNA. RefSeq names its product solute carrier family 25 member 37 (gene Slc25a37). Gene Ontology annotation, cellular component: mitochondrial membrane. NCBI's taxonomy places the organism in Eukaryota, Metazoa, Chordata, Mammalia, Rodentia, Bathyergidae. The record is from RefSeq and is a predicted model, not a curated record. Gene Ontology annotation, molecular function: ferrous iron transmembrane transporter activity. Gene Ontology annotation, biological process: iron import into the mitochondrion.
GUUCUCUUCUUCGACACAUCCUUCCCCGGGGCCUUCCUCCCCAUGACCCAGCAGCCUUCGUCUUCAGCAGCUUGCUCAUGAAAAAGGAACUCUGGGGUCGUGUGCUCACGCGCACCCAGGCACACGCACUCGUGCACACACGCACAUGCUUCCCCGUCCCCUGCCUGCGCUCUCUGAGCCCGGGGCACUUCGGUGGCAGAGGUGUUUCAGUUCUCCCUGUUGGGGAGGCUUUUUUGGUUGUUGUUUUUUUUUAAACAUUCAAAAACCAUUAAUGAUCAGUUCUAGGAAACACCCUGAAUAGAAACAAAACUUUUGAAUGCUGGAUUCAAAAAAAAAAAAAGUUAUCUGGACAGCUUCUUUGAGACUAUUUAAAAACUGGUACAACAGGUCUCUGCAACGCCAAGAUCUAACUAAGCUCUAAAAGGUCAAGAAGUUUUAUGGCUGACAAAGGACUUGCGCCACUGCGGAAGGCCUUUUCCACUUUCAGCUUCAGGAGAUUUGGGGGUUUUGCCCCCCAUCCUCUUCUGUGUGUCUGAGCCGUACUUCUCUGCACCGAGGGCUGCAGUAGCUUUGUGUGGUGGAUGUCAGGGAGAGAGGCGGGUGGGGGGCUGCGUGUUGGGGCCCGCUCUUACAUAAGGCUCACGGCCCUGGGCCAGGCCGGGCCAGGCGGCUUCUGCUCCUGUCGCGUGGGAUUGGCUUUCAUUUUGUUUUGUGGAUAGCUGGGAGUAUGGCCACCCUGCUCCACGAUGCAGUAAUGAACCCGGCAGAAGUGGUGAAGCAGCGCUUACAGAUGUACAACUCGCAGCACCGGUCUGCCCUCAGCUGCAUCAGCACGGUGUGGAGGACCGAGGGGUUGGGGGCCUUCUACCGGAGCUACACCACGCAGCUCACCAUGAACAUUCCCUUCCAGUCCAUCCACUUCAUCACCUACGAGUUCCUGCAGGAGCAGGUGAACCCAAGGCGGGACUACAACCCACAGUCCCACAUCAUCUCUGGUGGCCUGGCCGGGGCCCUCGCUGCGGCUGCCACCACCCCCCUGGACGUCUGCAAGACCCUACUCAACACACAGGAGAACAUGGCUCUGUCCCUGGCCAACAUCAGUGGCCGGCUGUCAGGCAUGGCCAAUGCCUUCCGGACAGUGUACCAGCUCAACGGCCUGGCAGGCUACUUCAAAGGCAUCCAGGCACGCGUCAUUUACCAGAUGCCCUCCACAGCCAUCUCCUGGUCCGUCUAUGAGUUUUUCAAGUACGUCCUCACAAAGCACCAGCUGGAGAACCGAACUCUGUUCUAAAGGAACGGGCUGUGGGAAGUGGUUCUGGAAUCUUGUUCACAAAAGCUUUCCCCUGCCAGCCUGCUGGUCCCUUGGCCUGAAGUCUAAGGUCCUUUUCCUGAGGGUGCCCUUGAUGUGUGCUCCCUAAUGCCUUAAGAGAGAGGGGAGGCCAGGAUGGCCGGUGACCAGAAGGCUGUCCUGUCCACAGGGACAUCCUAGGCGACGGUGGACAGGAAUGACUCGGGAAGGAGAGCAAGAAUUGGCUGCUUCUCCUCCCCCAGAGAAUGCAGCUUUUCUGCUUCACUGUGGCAGACUCCUCCCUCCAUCCUUACGUCACACAGGAGGGAAGAGGCCAUACAGCGACUGAACACAUACAGUCUAAAAUAGAUGGAUAAUGUUUAUCCUUUAUUUUUCUAUGUAGAAAUUUUUGAAUUUGUGUGUAUUGUCGUGUGUGUCCCUAAAGAGUAUUACAGACGAGCUGAUCGAGCUGUUUUUAAAAAACAAAAUGGCUGAAUUCUUCCAUCAGGGUAAAAGGCACCAAAGUAAUAAAUGGCUGAAUGUGGCCCAAAAUUGCAUGUAGGUCCCCCCAGAUGGAAGUUUCACUUGAAUGUAAAAUAAUAAACAUUAAAUGUAUAUUUUGAAUUUCUCUUUUAAUGGGGAAAGAAGGUACGUUAAAAAAAAUAUUAUGCUACUUGCCACUAUUUUUAAUUCAGUCAGUCACGCACCUUCAUGUGCCUUAUCCCCUUGUUUGUCCUAAAAAUCCCAGGACCGAAGGUCAGGCCCUGGCGCAUUUCUUCCUGCUGUGUUACGUACACACACAUGGUCCAGGGAGUAGGAUCGCUCCUGCUGUAGGCUGGUGGCCCCAGGACAGUGAGGGCGACCCGUCUUACACCUGCUGAGGCCAUUCCCUUGCUUGUGAGUGAGCUGAAUUUGUACCUCCCUUGGUCACACUUAGAAGCCCUGAAUCUGCCAGCAUUUGGCCGCUUGUUUAGUAGGUUGUGGGGAUAAAUCCUACCUUUAUCCUAAGACUUAUUUAUGGAUCAGCCUUUUUUUCCCUCAGGCACUUCAGGGUACUUGGCUUUUGUGUGUCCUUAACUCUCCUCCUGUCCUGCCUUUCCCUGUGCUUUCUAGGGAUUUAGCAAGAUGGAGCCAGCCCACCUCUGGCAUUUGGCUGUGCCCUUGUCCUGUGCCAGUGCUCAUCCCCAUCGGAGCCCCCUCUCAUAGGCUGGUGAUAAGUCUGGGCCCUCCAGCCGGGGCCUCAUUGCCCAAGGCUGCUCCUUCAGCCUUGUGUUGUCUGUGUCACUGAGAACUCUAGGCCUCACUGCCUUGUCUUCUGGGACGGAGUCACAUUGUCGCUAAGAGAAAACACAAGCCUGCUGCUUCCAGACCGGUAUCCGAGGGGAGACCGGACGGCCUCUGUUUCCUGUUUUGAGCCCCCACCAGGCAGGAAGCACAUGCGUUUCAUUUGGGCAGUACUGGUCUUGACCUGCUACUAUCGCAGAGGCCAGUGUGGCGGCUGUCCCUGACUGCCUGGGAAGAACUUAGAUUGCACGGAGAAAGUCUCAUCGUGGGACUAUGCUGUUAUGGGUCUUUCGUCCUGGUAGCUAUAAGCACUUGUAUGAUAAAACAGUUGACUUCCUUUUUCAGGUCAAGGAUGGGCAGGCCACCUUGGUACCUCAGGUGUGUGUUCAUGAGCAGGGUCUUGCUGCUGGGCUGCAGGAUGGCUGCUGAGCUGUCCCACUUUGGGGUAGACCCCCACUGCUCUCAACCAUGGGUACCAGAUGCAGCAAGCAGAAAGCUGGUGACUGUGCUGUUGCUGGAAAUGUUUACAUCCACUCUGACCCUGUCUUAGGGUAGAGUUACCUAUGUAGUGCUAACUUCUGCAGAUGGAGGGGAAAAAUCAAAUUGUAGGUUCUAGAACUUAAAUCCUAAAAAAAUUAUUCCUCCUAUCCCUUUUUGUCCACUUGAUUUGCCGCCCUGCUAUAAAAUGUUCCUGUAUUCCCACAGGGUUUUGCUCUCCAUAUUUACAGCAGGAACUUGACCUUGGGAAAAGCCCCUUUGGUUAAGGGAAUGCAAAACAGAGAGGCAGGCGUGGAUUCAGAGCGCCAUGGGCUCAGAGUCCGAGGAUGUGGUCCUGGCUUUCUCUUCCCCAUGUCAAAGACUGGGUCAUCAGGGGUUCCCACCUGUCCUGCUGCCCCAGCCCGGUCCUCGUGAGGCUUAGUGAGUGAUCUGACAGAAGCUUUGGACAGUUGUGAGGCACCGAGUAGAUAUAUAAGUGUUUGUUAAUUUUGUGGGAAUUCAUUUUACCUCUCUCAUUCUUAGCUUAAAAUUUGCUAUCAUUUGCCCCACACAGACUGUAGCCUGCAGGUUGUGAUUUUGACAUUGCAGAGUGCUGAAUGGGAAAAUACUGCCCUGUCCAGUGACCGGCUUAAAAUAAUUGUGGCACACACUCGGUCAUUAACAUCUUUAAAGUGACAUCCGCAGCUGGGCAGUGCCAGGGGAGUCCAGUACUCGUACUUUGACAGUGUGUGUGUGUUUGCAUGAGUGAGUGCUUCUCCUCAGACUGUGACUUCAGGUUCACCCACUUGUAGACUGGAGUUUUCAAGUAAAGCAUUUUUUCUCGAAUGAGAUGUUUUCUAUCCAUGACUAUUUUUUCUUAACUUUGGAUUGAAUGUACGUAUUUACUGGCUUACUUCUUGUGUGGUUUUAUUUUUUUUAUAAAAAUGCUGAUGUCAUUCCAAGCACCAUCUUCCAGUGGCCCUGAAGGCUGCAUCUCCAUCACCUUGUUAUGCCAAUAAGGUUGUAUUUAUUUAAGGACGAUUGUGUCUGAACUACGAAUGUACUGCUGUUUCCUACCUGUGAGACACACCAUGUAUGUGAUAAGGGUGGACAAGCGUUAUUUCUUCAAUGUCAUAAAUGCCUGUAGUGAAGAUUGUUUCUGUCUUGAGAUUGCUGCCAGCUCCUUGCAGAAGGGAAAUGUGUGUUGAUGUGUCUGUGGGGGGGUGUAUUUGAUAUGCUGCUGCAGCUGUAACACUGGAGCUAGAGAAAAUAAAGCAUUGAUCAUGCAA